AAUGAUGAACCUCCCAAGUCCCAAAGUUUUCCCAAUCCGGAGCCGUCCAAGUGUCCCCAAACCUCCAUAGCCAAAUGUGCAGAGACGACCUCAGGGUCAGACCCAAACCCCAAACCCGAAACGAGAAGACGACGAAAUGCCACUCUCGCUCCCACUCCCACUCAUCCGCCUAUUAGCAGUAGCAGAUCAUCCCCUCUCAGUCUCCUCUGCCCGCUUCUUCUGGCCGGCUCCGCCGAACCCUAGCGAAGGUCGCCAUGGCGAGGCAGCACUCCUCCGCCGCCUCGUGGGUCCCGCUUCAGAGGCGGUGGCUGCUCGCGAUCAUCUUCAUGCUCUCCGUCACCACCCUCGUCGCCUUCUUCUCUAGAUCCGGCAUCGAUCCCUGCGACCGAACAACAACGGUGGAGCACCUCGUCCAGAAGCGAGCCCAGAAGAGCCCUGCUCCGCCCGCCGUCGCCGUCACCGGGAGGGCCGAGCCGAGUCCGCUCAGCUUCAUGAAGUCCAAGCUCGUGCUGCUUGUCUCCCACGAGCUCUCUCUCUCCGGCGGACCAUUGUUGCUGAUGGAGCUCGCGUUUCUGUUAAGGGGUGUUGGGACUGAAGUUUACUGGAUGACCAUACAAAAGCCCCUGGAAGAGGAUGGGGUGAUAUACAAUCUGGAGCAGAAAAUGUUGGAUCGAGGAGUUCAGGUACUUUCAGCAAAGGGUCAAGGAGCUCUAGAUACUACUCUAAAAUCUGAUCUAGUUGUUUUGAACACUGCUGUUGCUGGGAAAUGGCUUGAUGCUGUUCUGAAGGAAAAUGUUCCCCGCGUCCUCCCAAAGGUUCUAUGGUGGAUUCAUGAAAUGAGGGGGCACUAUUUUAAGUCAGAUUACGUAAAGCACCUUCCCUUGGUUGCUGGAGCUAUGAUUGAUUCACAUGUAACGGCAGAGUACUGGAAUAAUAGGACCCGGGAGCGUAUGAGGAUUAAGAUGCCCGAGACAUAUGUUGUUCACCUUGGAAAUAGCAAGGAACUUAUGGAGGUUGCUGAAGACAGCGUUGCAAAAAGGGUUCUGCGUGAGCAUGUCCGGGAAUCUCUAGGAGUGCGGAACGAAGAUUUACUCUUUGCCAUCAUAAACAGUGUUUCACGGGGGAAAGGGCAGGAUCUAUUUCUACAUGCAUUCUAUGAGAGCUUGCAGCUAAUCCAAGAGAAGAAGUUGCAAGUGCCUCCUAUUCAUGCAAUAGUUGUGGGAAGUGACAUGUCUGCCCAGACCAAGUUUGAGACAGAAUUGCGUAAUUUUGUCACAUCGAAGAAGAUUCAGGACCGGGUUCACUUCGUAAAUAAGACCUUGACUGUAGCCCCUUUCCUUGCUGCCAUUGAUGUCCUCGUUCAGAAUUCUCAGGCACGGGGAGAAUGCUUUGGGAGGAUAACUAUCGAGGCAAUGGCCUUUCAGUUGCCAGUCCUGGGAACCGCAGCUGGAGGCACCACUGAGAUUGUUGUGAAUGGGACAACAGGCCUCCUACACCAAGUCGGGAAAGAAGGCGUGACUCCACUUGCGAAUAAUAUCGUCAAAUUAGCAACUCACGUUGAGAGGAGGCUCACCAUGGGGAAGAGAGGCUAUCAGAGGGUGAAGGAGAGGUUCCUCGAGCACCACAUGGCCCGCCGCAUCUCCGCUGUCCUCAAGGAAGUGCUCAGGAAGUCUAAAUCCCGAGCUCACAGCAAUAUGCUCUAGGAGAAGGAGGUUGAGAAAUGGUAAAAACAGAAGGCAAGAUGUCAUUUUUUCGAUAUUUGAGACUCGAUUUAUUCAGUGAUGUCUAGAUUGUCUAGAAAUUUUAGGAAGGCAGGCUCGUAAAAAGUUGGUCCCACUAGAUUGUCUAGAAAUUUUAGGUGGAUUGAUGUAGUCCUCUCAUUCUGCUCUACGCUUAGCUAUGUACAGGAUAUGUUUGUCGAAAAGAGCUGUAAAGGAAAAGCAUAGUUCCAGAUAAGGCAGCAAAUGCUUUUGCAUAGAUAGAAAUCCGAUGAUAUAAGUUUUCAGUCACAGAGCAACAUGCUUCGUUUUGCUUUGAUGGAGUAUGAAACUGUAAUGAGCAGAUUCCAAACUCAUUUUCACU
Punica granatum (pomegranate) is the source of this 2082-nucleotide messenger RNA. The record is from RefSeq and is a predicted model, not a curated record. Lineage: Eukaryota; Viridiplantae; Streptophyta; Magnoliopsida; Myrtales; Lythraceae.